This is a messenger RNA of Leucoraja erinaceus (little skate), 2488 nucleotides long. RefSeq names its product eukaryotic translation initiation factor 2-alpha kinase 1 (gene eif2ak1). Gene Ontology annotation, molecular function: ATP binding; protein kinase activity. Bases 163 to 2289 code for a protein of 708 amino acids. The record is from RefSeq and is a predicted model, not a curated record. Lineage: Eukaryota; Metazoa; Chordata; Chondrichthyes; Rajiformes; Rajidae. Gene Ontology annotation, biological process: protein phosphorylation. The transcript is spliced from 15 exons.
GCUGACACGUUCCCUCCCCUCUCUCUUCCCAUGAAGCUGACACCUCCCCUCUCUCUCCCCGUGUGACUGGCACACACCCUCUCUCCGUCAGCCUCCGAGCCGGGACAAAAGCAUCUCUAGUAUCUUUUGGCCGGGACCAGGGCAGCGGCCGCCUCCCCGCUCAUGUCGACCGAAAGCAAAGCGCGGCUCGGGCCCGACUCCGAGCCCCCCCGGCCUUGCGUGGAGGCGGAGGCCGGCGAUGGACGGCAGCAGUCCCGGGCCAGGCUGGCCUUCACCCUGCCACCCCUCCGCUCGCCUGCUUUCGACGAAUCCGAUCUGUUGGAGGGCUGUGAUCUGGUGGAUUGUCGUCGAGAGGUUCCAACUCUGAUGGAUUUCACUGUGGCGAUUCCCAACCAGCUGCUUCUGGCCUCACUUCUAGAACAUCUCUGUUUCGUUUACGAGAGAAAUCCUCGCAGAUCCACCGUCCUGUUCAAAUUGCUGUGCCAGAAGCUUGCAGAGCUGCACCUGAUUUCGCCCGUGGCCUUCAGUGAUGAGCUCAGCACUGUGAGACUGCAGCACAAUCAGGCCUUUACUAAACUGCUGCGGGCAGCAAGCAAAGGUUUGUCGGUACAGGGACGUGCUACCAAUGAAGAGGUCCAUCCCCAAAUCCUCUGCGGGACAAAAGAAACACUCUAUCAGAGACAGACAUCUCGGUCCGUGAGUGAAUUUGAAGAAAUCGCAUGUCUGGGCAAAGGAAGCUAUGGAAAAGUGUACAAGGUCAGGAAUAAAUUGGACGGACAGUUCUACGCUUUGAAGAAAAUUCUCAUGAAGAAGUUUACAAGAUUGGGCUGUAUGAAGGUUUUGCGAGAGGUAAAGGUACUGGCGGGUCUUCAGCAUCCACACAUUGUUGGCUAUCACACUGCCUGGAUAGAGCACGUACAGCAUCUGGUCUUAAAAAGUAAUCAAGUGUCGCUAAGUAAUCUAUGUGCAUUGAAAGGUCUUCCUGUUCAGGAGGAUGGAGGAGACCCUGCAGUCCAUAACACACAUACCAGCGGCUCCAGUAUCAUUUUUGCAGACCCUAGUUCUUCUAUGAGAUUGGGAGAGCCUUUGUCAGGGUGCCGAUUGGUGGAGGAAGAGGUGCUUGUAAACAGUUCAAAGGAAGAUGGCAAGAAAACCACCAUCCACGGUGAAGCAAGUGGAGUGAAGCUUCCAACCAACAGUGGGCAUCGACACCUGGGAAUAAAGGACUUUGGCAGGCACCUGCCUUGCUUUUACUCCAAGGAUCUGUCUAUGUACAGCGACAUAGAUCAGUCUAAGCUACAGAUAUGCCAGGACGGGAGGAAUAAACUGAACUCCUUGUUUGAAGUGUUGGAGACUGAAACACAAGACCUCGAGAUGAACAAAGAACUAGGAUGUGAAGAUGUAGAGAUUUCGGGUUCGUCUGUAAACCCGGGCAGUAAUUCGACAUCAGAGAGUGAUUCGUCAUUCACGGAUGUGCCGCCUGUCUCCAAGAUCCCUUUCCAUCUUGUGCUUCACAUACAAAUGCAAAUGUGUGAAGGGUCUCUUCAGGAAUGGAUUUUGGAAAGGAAUACCAGAGCACGAGAGGGUCUGGAAUUUACAUGUCAAUUUGCUCUGCUGGAAUUGGACUGCACCAUGCACAUAUUCCGUCAGCUCGUCGAGGGAGUACGUUACAUCCAUUCUAAGGCUGUCAUGCACAGGGACCUGAAGCCAAGGAACAUCUUUCUCCAUGCUCCUGACUGCCACGUUCGGAUCGGGGAUUUCGGACUGGCCUGCAGUGACAUUGUUGAGACGUCAGAUUCAUGGACGACCAAGAAUGAAGGUCCCGAUUCCAAACACACCUCGGGAGUUGGAACCUGUCUAUACGCUUCCCCUGAACAACUAAGAGGUUCUUGCUAUGAUUUCAAGUCGGAUAUGUACAGUGUUGGCAUAAUCUUACUGGAGCUCUUCCAUCCAUUCGGAACUGCGAUGGAGAGGACAAAGAUAAUCAUGGCACUUCGAGAAGGCCACAUCCCUAAGGACUUUGCCCAAUGGUGGCCUCUCCAAGCUAAAUACAUCAAGAUGCUAACCAGCAAAGAUGCCUCCCACAGACCAAGUGCAGACGAGAUGUUGGACAGUGAACUCUUCUCUUCUCUCAAGCUCACUCCGCUGCAGGAGAAGCUCGAACAGAAGGUGGUGACCCAGGAACAAGAAAUCAAGAGCCUUCAGCAGAAAUUGAUUGAUCGGGAAGAGGAAAUCCGACACCUCAAGGAACAAGUCAAAUUACUGGCCAUGGAGGGGGAGAACAUAUAGAGAUCUUCAUAAAUUUCCCAGAGAAACUUAUUUUGCUUUCUUUCUACUCAAAUUUACUUGAAUACCUCAUGAAUAUUGAUGGUGUAUGUGCUUUGAAUAUACGGGUUUAUUUAAAUGAACGGAGAGGAUUGAUGGAUGAACUAUUAAAUGUAUUCAUUGGUUCAUUAUUAAGGCGUUCUGCAUUAAAUUUGCUGUAUUA